Penicillium pulvis is the source of this 5055-nucleotide messenger RNA. Its product is annotated as DNA-directed DNA polymerase zeta catalytic subunit REV3. Lineage: Eukaryota; Fungi; Ascomycota; Eurotiomycetes; Eurotiales; Aspergillaceae. The transcript has 2 exons. Bases 1 to 5055 code for a protein of 1684 amino acids. Gene Ontology annotation, molecular function: DNA binding; DNA-directed DNA polymerase activity; nucleotide binding. The record is from RefSeq and is a predicted model, not a curated record. Gene Ontology annotation, cellular component: nucleus; zeta DNA polymerase complex. Gene Ontology annotation, biological process: double-strand break repair via homologous recombination; error-prone translesion synthesis.
AUGGACCCCUUUCGUGUGCGGCUCAACUGCAUCGACCAUUACCAAGCUGCCGCGUCGGAGCUGGACCCUCCACUGCCAUUUCGAGAUGGUGCAUCUGCGAAAAAUUAUCGGCCUAGGGUGCCUGUGAUUCGAGUAUUUGGUGCGACAGAAACCGGUCAACGAAUAUGCGUUCAUGUUCAUGGCGCAUUCCCGUACCUGUACAUCGAGUACAAUGGGUCUCUGGAGACUGAGGCGGUGAACUCGGCGAUUCAGACACUUCAUCUCUCGAUCGAUCAUGCCUUGGCUGUCAGUUAUCGUCGCAAUGCAUAUGACCAGAAGACCGCAUACGUCGCACACAUCACCCUCAUCAAAGGAAUGCCUUUCUAUGGAUACCAUGUGGGCUACCGGUUCUUCUUCAAGAUUUACCUUCUCAACCCCUUCUACAUCACCCGUCUUGCCGAUCUCCUCCAUCAAGGCGCAGUGAUGAAACGGCCGUUACAACCAUAUGAAAGCCAUAUGCAAUUCGUGCCGCAGUGGAUGUGCGAUUACAACCUGUACGGUUGUAACUAUAUGGACUGCUCAAAAGUCAAGUUUCGAGCUCCAGUACCAGAGUAUUUGGAGCUGAAUAACCUAGAACAUCGUUGGCAUGACCGCUCAAUUGAUCCCGAGAGCAUUUCCGAUGACCCCGCUCUUGGAAAACAGAGCCACUGCCCCCUAGAGGCAGACAUUUGUGUGCAGGAUAUUCUGAACCGACUUGAUAUCAAGGAACGUCCUUUGCAUCAUGACUUCACAGAGAUGCUACAUCCGGUUGCCUUCAAUGAGCGACUUGUCCCCAGCGUAGCAGGGCUAUGGCAAGACGAAACGAAGAGACGCAAGAAACGAAUGGGGAUAGUUGACCCAAGCAGUAGCCCAUUUGGGCCGGAAGAUUUAAUCUCUAUGUCUGCGGACCCCAGAAACAAGUCCAAAGGAGGAUGGAUCCAUGAAGAUGAGUUUCGUGAGAUGGCAGACCAAAUCGCAGCAGAGGAGAGGCACAGAGAUAACGAGACAGAUACGUGUUUCGAUACGUUCCUGACCACAGAGAAACAUGUCGCCAAUAUCAAAACAGCCUUGAGCAGCGUUGAGGAUUUCUUUCCGCAGAGAUUUGAUGAAUCUACUCUCCACAACCAAGCCUCAAAACCCGAUGAGCCGCCCCGAAUAGCUGUGAAUGAGGAGAUCGCUUUGUCAUCUCAACUGAAGAACUUCCCAGAAUACGACCAAGCCGAUAGCGCCCUUGAAAUCGGACUCGAAGCAAGGAAUAUGGAGACAAAGGGAAUCGCGCUGGAAGAAAGCUUCUACGAUGGCGUUUUUGAUGAUGUCGAUGUAGAAGAGCCUACAAACCAUGAAAUUCCUCAUACAGGGUUGGACCUGCAGAUCAAUCGGGAUCCAACCAAGAACUCUUCACCAUCGGCUUCAGAGGAAUACCAGGAAGCCGAUUUGAAAGCAGCCAAUGAAAGCCAAAGGAUUCUCAAGCGAGGAUCUGAAGAGUUCGUCUCUCCUGACCGAACACCUGCCAAAAAACCGAGAUUCUGGAGCACCUACAAACCAUCAAAACCAUCAAGCAAGCCAGUCAAUAGGGAAAAACCCGAAGACGAAGAAUGUACAGAAACUCCGGUUGAGCCUAGGUCUCUAUCGUCCCAGCCAAAACUAUCCUCUUCCCAGAGAACAAUCCGUGCCAAAGUGCAAAAUUCUAAUACCCGACUUAAUUAUCCCGUUGUGAAGGAUCCCAAUGAUCCUUUAACUAUUCUUCGAUUCAGUCAAAGCCAGAAUGAUUCUCAAUCUUCGAAGAAAGCAUCGCAGUCCCCCCAGCGCAUGCCAAGCUCAUUGCCAUCUGGCUCCCCUGCAGGCAACUCAGGCAAUAAUAACGAGGCAGCGUCUUCUUCAUUAACAGACUCUUCCUCUACAGUGGUGGGAAUCCCUGCACUAGAUCCACGCGUCUCUGAACUAAAGGAAACUCUUGCCGAUUCUUUCAAUUUCUUGCCGGGCAAUGCCUUGCGUCUUUUUAAACUCGCGGGCCCAAGUAGCAACGAGGUCACCUCCACCAUUGAUGCUUAUGGCCGUCCUUCAGUCGUCUAUCAAAAGGCAUACUAUAGCGAUGAGACCGACGUGCCUGAAAGGCCCCGACAAUAUGCAGGGCGGGAUUUUCGUUUGGAAAGCAAUACAAUCCACUUCCUCCCGGAGUUCGACCCCACGGGAAGCCUACCUGCAAUGUUCGGGGAGCAAUGUUCGAUUACUCUAGACCAAGAGCAGCAAGAAACAGCUGAUAGCCAGCUACGAGAAUCGUGCACCAUCAGAGAAUGGGAAUUUGCGCCUGUUCCACCUAGUCGAUCGGAAGUUAUUGAUUGGUUUGAGCAAUUCGAACGGUCUCAUUAUGUCACACCAAUAACCCCCAGUCUUCAACCGAACCCUAAGCAUGAAUUGCUGUCGCAAAUUGAAGGUCCAACACAGAAUCCUCAUGGCUUCAAAUACUCCCAAAAAAGCAAGAAGACCAGCGUGGAGCACCAAGCCCAGUACAUGAACACAAUGAGCUUAGAGGUGCAUGUGAAUACUCGUGGACAUCUAUCGGCCAAUCCCGCAGAAGACGAGAUUUCUUGUAUCUUUUGGUGUGUUCAGUCCGAAGACGCGGAAAUCGAAGUCAACAGCCACAUUCCUGGUGUCCAUGUUGGGAUCGUCUAUCAGGGUGAGGGCGAGAGGCCGGAGGCCAAGGUCUCCAAAGCACUUAAGAUUGAAAUGGAGUGUGAGCCAACAGAGCUUGACCUGAUCAAUCGCCUCAUUGAUAUUGUCCGCGAACAUGACCCGGACAUCAUUACUGGAUACGAAGUACACAACGGUUCCUGGGGUUAUGUUAUUGAGCGUGCUCGGAAAAAGUAUGACUUUGAGCUUUGCGACGAAAUCUCGAGGGUGAAAGCCCAGGCACAUGGAAAGUUCGGCAAAGAAGAUGACCGGUGGGGACAUGGUCAUACUUCGUCAAUCAAAGUGACUGGCCGACAUAUGAUCAAUAUCUGGCGUGCAAUGAGCGGCGAGCUUAACCUGCUGAAAUAUACCAUGGAAAACGUGGUGUUUCACCUGCUGCACCGCCGAAUUCCACAUUACUCUCACGAAGACUUGACACGAUGGUAUCGAAGCGGAAAACCUCGAGACAUCCUUAAAGUCCUCGAAUACUUUACCUCCCGAGUGCAAAUGAAUCUUGAAAUCCUGGAAGCCAAUGAGUUGAUACCGCGCACCAGUGAGCAAGCUCGACUUCUUGGAAUAGACUUUUCAUCUGUCUAUUAUCGGGGAUCCCAAUUCAAAGUAGAAUCUUUGAUGUUUCGAAUUGCCAAGCCGGAAAAUUACCUACUUGUUUCGCCGAGUAGAAGGCAAGUCGGACAGCAGAAUGCUCUCGAGUGUCUGCCACUUGUAAUGGAGCCGCAGAGUGACUUUUACACAAGUCCACUCGUAGUACUUGAUUUCCAGUCGCUAUACCCUAGCGUGAUGAUCGCAUACAAUUACUGCUACUCGACAUUCUUAGGCAGGGCAGCCUCCUGGCGUGGCCGAGACAAGAUGGGGUUCUUAGACUACGAACGACAGCCACGGCUACUGGAACUGCUCAAAGACAAGAUCAACAUUUCGCCAAAUGGCAUGAUGUACGCAAAGCAGGAAGUACGGCAGUCCCUGCUAGCAAAGAUGCUAACAGAAAUCCUCGAGACUCGAGUGAUGGUCAAAUCUGGCAUGAAGGCCGAUAAAGAAGACAGGAACCUACAGCGCCUUCUCAACAAUCGUCAACUAGCUCUCAAGCUGAUUGCGAACGUGACAUAUGGCUACACAUCCGCUUCAUUCUCCGGCAGAAUGCCCUGCUCCGAGAUCGCAGACAGCAUUGUCCAGUCUGGUCGUGAAACAUUGGAAAAAGCCAUUGCGUUCAUUCAUUCAGUGGAAAGAUGGGGCGCCGAGGUAGUGUACGGCGACACGGACAGUCUCUUCGUCUACCUGAAGGGCCGAACACGCGACCAAGCUUUCAACAUCGGCGAAGAAAUCGCCAAAGCAAUAACAGACAUGAACCCCCGUCCAAUCAAACUCAAGUUCGAAAAGGUGUACCACCCCUGCAUCCUUCUCGCCAAAAAGCGCUAUGUCGGCUUCAAAUAUGAACACCGCAACCAGACGGAACCCGAAUUCGAUGCCAAGGGCAUCGAAACCGUACGCCGUGACGGCACCCCCGCCGAACAGAAGAUAGAAGAAAAAGCCCUCAAGAUCCUCUUCCGCACCGCAGACCUGAGUCAAGUAAAAUCCUACUUCCAGCGUCAAUGCACAAAGAUUAUGCAGGGCCGGGUCUCCAUCCAGGAUUUCUGUUUCGCCAAGGAGGUCAAACUAGGCUCAUACAGUGAACGCGGUACUCUCCCCGCCGGCGCUAUGAUCAGCACAAAGCGGAUGAUCGACGAUCCUCGCCUGGAACCACAGACCGGCGAACGUGUUCCCUAUGUUGUGAUUACUGGCGCACCAGGUUCGCGAUUAGUAGAUCGUUGCGUGGGACCCGAAACGCUCCUACAGGAUGCACAGCUUGACCUCGAUGCUGAGUACUACAUCACCAAGAACAUCAUCCCGCCACUAGAGCGCAUUUUCAAUCUCGUUGGUGCGAACGUUCGUCAAUGGUACGAUGAGAUGCCUAAGGUCCAGCGCAUCCGACGCGUUGAGGCCUCCAAGGAAACGAAGGUCAUGAAACGAACGCUAGAAUCAUACAUGCGCUCCUCGUCGUGUGUUAUAUGCAGAGCAAAACUCGUCGACGCUACUGGUUCACUAUGCACAGAAUGUCUACAGCAACCGCAUCUUACUCUCUUGGGCGUUAUUUCAAGACUGCAGCGUGCAGAGAAGCGGGUUGUUGAUCUUGAGGCUGUGUGUCGAUCUUGUAUGGGUGUUUCUGCUAUCGACGAAGUUAGCUGUGAUAGUUUGGACUGUCCUGUUUUCUAUUCCCGGACGCGCGAUGUGGCUAGUUGGCACCAUUCGAAGGCUGUAUUAGAGCCGGUGGUCGAUUUAUUGGAGAAGAAGGGGGACGAGGGAUUGGAUUGGUGA